Antrostomus carolinensis (chuck-will's-widow) is the source of this 2163-nucleotide messenger RNA. It is a transcript of the gene NSUN7, whose product is annotated as NOP2/Sun RNA methyltransferase family member 7. Bases 1 to 2163 code for a protein of 720 amino acids. The transcript has 11 exons. Gene Ontology annotation, molecular function: methyltransferase activity. Lineage: Eukaryota; Metazoa; Chordata; Aves; Caprimulgiformes; Caprimulgidae. The record is from RefSeq and is a predicted model, not a curated record.
AUGCCAGCUUCUCAAAGUAACUUGCUGUCUUUACAUGAGGAUGUUAUAAAUGAUACUGCAAACUUGAGUGAAACGAAAACUUCAGAUGAAAAAGGAUCUGUGGAAAAAAGAACAGUGACUGUGAUUGAGAAGAAUGGCUAUCGUGACUCCGUGUACGUAAAUGCAGCUCGGAUUUUUCAGGGCAUUCAUGCGGAAAAGCCUAAGGAUAGAAUAUUGGUGCGGUAUGGUGAUGAUGGCUCAUUAUCUCCCGUGCUAACUCUUAAAGAUGAAUAUUCCCAGCGUGUAUCUUAUGAACUGGCUUUCAGUGCUCUGAAAUAUCAAGACCUUCUUGAAGAAAUAUUGUUAGAUAGUUGUGUUUACCCCUGCCAGUCAAUACCAGAUGAAUUAACCAGCUUGCUUGUUGUGAUGCUUUAUGACCUACAAAACCGAAAAUUUCAAGCACGGGAGAUUCUUGGUGAUGAGGAACCUGUAGCAGAAGUUAGGAAAAUAGAGCGUUAUCUAUCCAGUUCUAGGACUAAGUUGGCAGCUGCACUAGCGAGAUGUCGCAUCAAACACGGUGUUCUUUCAAUUGAAUACAUUCUACCAGAAAGCAUACGAAAGCAGGAACAAAGGGCUUCUGCUUUACCUUUGUGUGUUUGGAUAAACACAUCUAAAAUCAGCCUUCAAGACAUUUUCAGGGAUUUGAAGAAGAAGGGAUUCACAAGAGUUGACUCUGUGUCAGACCUUGACUGUUACACAUACUGUAUGGACCAACAUUGCCAUGAUGUAUUGGUUUUUCCUUCCUCUCUUAAAGAAGAACUGCUUAAUUUAGAUCUUUUUGCAGACUGCAAACUCUUACUGCAGGAUAAGUCUCGCAGCCUUGCUGUGCACUCCACACAGGCGCUGUUGAACGCAGGUGACGACAUUAUAGUGGCUCACGUAGGUUCCCACCUGACCAUUGCCCAUAUGUCAGUGCUGACAAAUGACAGCAUGUCCAGAAUUUUUGUUUGUGGCGUGAAGACUUCAGCAAAAGAAGCAGAACUGAGGGACUUGUUCAGUCACAUGGGAUGUGAAAAUAUUCAGUUGUUACUUGAAGACUUUACUGAGAUUGAACCAACAGACCCAAGACUUCAAAACGCAAAAGUUGUUUUGCUGCUGCCACAAUGCUCCGGACUGGGUGUUGGCAAUCCAAUAGACUUUAUCUUAAGUGAACACAAAGAUGCAGGAUUGCUAAGAGACCUUUUCCAAGGAUCUGUAUCUGAGGAUAAACUCAGUAUUCUUGCUGAGAGGCAGCUUAAGGAGUUGAUGCACGCAAUGAACUUUAACCAAGUACAAGCUAUUGUUUACUGCACUUGUUCAGUUUACCCAGAAGAAAAUGAACUUGUAGUGCAAAAAGCACUGGAAUCUGGAGUGGAAGGAAAUGAAGUACAACCAUACAGGCUUACUCCUCCUGUUUUUAAUACUUGCUCCAAUUCAGUGAGUUCCACUGAGUUCUUUUUCAAAAUGGAGCCAUCAGAAAUUUCCAGUGGCUGUUUUCUAGCUAUUCUGGCAAGAGAGAAAGAUUCUUCUGAAAAUGUGUCUGUUAAGGACAUUUUGGCUCAUGCUGCAGCUGAAGGACUACUAGAUGUAGAUGGCGUUGUUGGAGAAAAAUCAAAGAAAGAGGAGAAAAAGCAACCAAAAGUAACACAGCCUAGAAGUAAUAUUACUGGUGGUCGUAUAAAGCCGAAGAAUGCAGCGUUCCUUCACCGUCAGACUGUCUCUACCAAUAAGGCUGAAGUUUCAGUGUCUAAAGCAGUCCGUAACGUCAAACCAAAGAACGUGAACCAAACUAACACCCGUGUUCUGCUGAAGGAAUCUAUCAGCCCCGUUCCAGACAGAGCUCUGCCUAAAGUACUGAAGCACACACCUCACUUGUCACCCACGCACAAGUUGCGUGGCAGACAGACACUUGCUAGAAAGGCUCGCGCAGAACGUAAAAGGCUUGUAUUGAAGCCCAUAGAAAUUGUUUUUCCUCCAGUGAUAACACCACACGUAAGUCCACAAGGAACCAAACCCAGGGUACCAAUUCAUCGUUGCUUUCAUGGUUGGACUGGAGUAAAGAGUUCGAGUGGUAGGAUACUUCCACCCUCUCCACCUAAAGAGGUCAAGCCAACUGGGCUCCGCCAUCCUCGACGAUGGCUGUAA